CCUCUAUCAGGCGCUGAAAUGACACGAGUGUGCUUGAUCGUCCUGCUGAUGAGUAACGCUGCUUCAGUCUCAACGCAGUUUAAUGGAUACAAUUGUGAUGCCAACUACCACAGCAGGUUUCCCGGCGAGCGGGACAUCAGUGUGUACUGCGGGGUUCAGACCAUUACCUUGAAGAUCAACUUCUGCCCUGUGCUGUUUUCUGGGUACACUGACACAGAUUUGGCCCUGAAUGGUCGCCACGGGGACGCCCAGUGCCGUGGCUUCAUCAACAACAACACCUUCCCCACAGCAGUCCUGUUCAGUAUCAGUCUCAGCACCCUUGAGGCCUGCGGUAACAGCCUGGUGGUCAGCACAGCCUACGGGGUCAACGCCUAUGGGAAUAUGUCUCUAGUACAAAUUGGGAACCUCUCGGGCUAUAUCGACACCCCUGACCCGCCAGCUAUAAUCAGCUACUUGCCCAGUUUGUUGUAUAAAUUCAGCUGCAGCUACCCACUGGAGUACCUGGUCAAUAACUCACAGCUGGCAUCCUCUUCUGCUGCUGUCUCUGUCAAGGACAGCAACGGUACAUUUGUGAGCACACUGAGUAUGAUCUUGUACAAUGAUUCAACCUACAAUCAACCUCUCUCAAUUCCAAUGGCUGGACUUGCUCUGAAAACCAGAGUAUUUGCUGCUGUGAAGGCCACAAACUUGGACAAACGGUGGAACAUCUUGAUGGACUACUGUUACACAACCCCCUCAGGGAAUCCUAAUGAUGAACUACGCUACGACCUUUUCUUUGGCUGCUACAAAGACCCACAAACAACCGUUUUUGAGAAUGGGAAGAGUCAGAUGGGCCGUUUUUCCUUCGAGGUUUUCCGUUUUGUGAAACACAGACACCAGAAGAUGUCAACCGUGUUUUUGCACUGCGUCACAAAGCUUUGCAGAGCAGACGAUUGCAUUAUGCUCAUGCCAAUCUGUGGGCGACGACGCAGGCGGGAUGAAGGAGCGAAUCCUGAUUCCCUCCCAGCAGCAUCUGGGAACGCCAUCAUCACCGCUGGACCAAUCAUCACCAGGAGUGAUGAAACUCCUGUCAACAACUCUCAACUAGCAUCUGGUGACCCCUCCCAUCCGAUAAACCCAGUGACCAGCGCUCUGAUCUCAGGCGUGGUCAUCCUGGGCGUGGUCAGCGUGGGCUUCUUACUGCUGUUGCUCCACCUCCUGCAGAAGUCCCGCCUCUCCACGGCCGCAGCCUCAGGUGUUUGGAACCCCAGCUUUAAAUGA
Molecule: messenger RNA, 1260 nt
Organism: Scomber japonicus (chub mackerel)
Lineage: Eukaryota; Metazoa; Chordata; Actinopteri; Scombriformes; Scombridae
Gene: zpld1b
Product: zona pellucida-like domain containing 1b
Exons: 10
Coding region: 19-1260 (413 amino acids)
Cellular component (GO): cell surface
Source: RefSeq, a predicted model, not a curated record